Molecule: messenger RNA, 1631 nt
Organism: Verruconis gallopava
Lineage: Eukaryota; Fungi; Ascomycota; Dothideomycetes; Venturiales; Sympoventuriaceae
Exons: 1
Coding region: 350-1129 (259 amino acids)
Molecular function (GO): protein binding
Source: RefSeq, a predicted model, not a curated record
CCGACUCCUUUCAAGACGGAGACGGUCGUGACGACUUCAAUCUUUUUUAUUUUUAUUUUUAUUUUUUUUUUCGCGCCUUUGGCCUUUUGCCCGCGGAGUCCGGAAGCGCAAAGCGUGUCGCGAACAGGUCUGCAUUGUGACCUGUUCGCUUCUUGUAUUUCUUAUUUUCAUCCGUGCUUUCCGUUUCGUGCAGACGACAGCCAGAGAACCGGAUCUUCUAGAAUACCGGGGUUUAAGGGCCAUCGCCCCCCUCCCCCGCUUUUUCUUAACUCCUUUGUCGUCGUCUUUUUUUUUAUACAAACCCCGGAACGGUUUUUUGGAACGACGCCGGAGGCCCAGGGAAGGCCAGAUGGCAGGGAUGCGGCAGAUCAUCGCUCAGCAUCGCAACGUCUUCACUCCGUCGCUGUACGCGCGCUUGCGCACCGUCUGGUUCGGCGACUUGCCCUGGGGCGCGAGGCUGGCGGACCAGGCGUGCGUGGAACGCUGGUUCACCGCCGGGCCGGAGGCGAAGGCCAGGUUCGACAAGCUGUGCGACGACGAGUUCGGCGCGGCCGUGCGAGCGCUCUCGCCGGCCAACUACCCCGUCAAAGGACUGUCGGACGCGGACAUCGCGGCGCCGUUUGUGGAGGAGAUCUACGGGCCCGGCGGCGUCGACGAGGUCGGCCGUGUCAAGACGGCACUGAGCAUGAUGAUCUUGCUUGAUCAGAUCCCGAGGAACCUGUACCGUUCCAAGGAGACGCUCAGGAUAGUGUACGAACACUACGACAGAAUCGCGCUCUCGCUCGCGCGACACGUCUCGACCGCGACGCCGAGGCUGGACUUGCACCCCAGUAUCCGUCUGUCGCAGCCCUUCAGGCAGUGGUUUUAUCUCCCGCUCAUGCACUCUGAGGACCUGGAGGACCACCGCCUCUUCAGUCGCAUCUUGGAGGGGCUCGCAGAAGAGGGGAGAGACGAUCCGGACGUUGUCAAAUCCGUAGAGGACAGCAUCAAGUUCGAAAAGCUACACGUAGCCAUCCUGGAGCGAUUUGGGAGGUACCCUCACCGCAACGCUUGCCUGGGGCGAGAUUUUACGGACGAAGAACGGAAGUGGCUGGACGAGGGAGGUCAGCGAUUUGGCGUAGCAAGUUGAUAAGUUCGACACUGUGAAUGGGGAAGGCGGAGGGGGAAAACGUAGGCUACUACAGGAGGUAAAGCUGUUUUCUGUAGGGCACAGAGAUGCUUCUGCAGCACGUCAAUUCAUCUGGCAAUGCCGUGGAUAGUGUUCUUCCAAGCGCGAAAGCAAUAUAGCACCCGUUCUUCGUCGAUGUGAGGUUUGAAAAAACCAAGAGAAUCACAUGACUUGAGGCUCAUGCAGGUGAGCAAGCCAGAUCACACCGCAUGUGAGGUGACGAAGAACGCGAUCCCCUACGCUUGUCUCGCCGUUUCCACCCCUCGCAAGCCUCGCAAGGGCAGCAUUUUACUUUCCACGUCAGCCUUGUGACGAAAUCAUGACCGCCUUCGGCGCCUCAUCUUCACGUGUGUGGUUGAGCAAAGAGAAGAGGAAGCGAGCAGCGUUGGCCGUCACCUGCAUGGCCUGGUGGGACUUCCCUUCCAAUAAAAAAACCACGCAAUUAUGCGCUCAACUAUUCCAG